AUGGGGAAAUACAAGACAAAAAUGGGGAUGGGUGGACUUAGAAGGAACCCCAAAAUAGGAAGCUCCGUGUGCUGUGCAGAUUGCGUAAGCCACCCAUACAUUUCCUCCUACACAGGAACGGCGGAGGAGAAGCGGCGAGAGACGGGAGACGGGAGACGGAGGGCGGAGGGACGGCGACAGGAUGCGAUAUGGAUGGCGGGCCCCCUCCAGAAACCGCUGUACACCCGUUCCAAUGCUUCUUUUUUUGUGAGUGCCUACUAUACCCGUGCUGCACCACUUCCUUCGCGAAUUUACUGCACCCCACGUCCCUUCCCUUCUUUGGAUCCCCGCCCAGAGGGAAUACGGGUGAAGGGAUGUCGCUUUUUCCUGCAGGCUAUUGUCCUGCAGCUGGCCGUGCGCACUUUUCUGUGGCGGGCCGUUUUCUUUUUCCGGCCAUUGUAUAGCUUAUUUCCCGUUGGAAUUCUCCGCUUUCCCCUGCGCGCAUACUUACCCGUUCCCGUCUUUGGUCGAUUUAGGAUUGCGAGUCUCUGUGAGCAAUAG
This is a messenger RNA of Huiozyma naganishii CBS 8797, 540 nucleotides long. RefSeq lists its product as uncharacterized. Lineage: Eukaryota; Fungi; Ascomycota; Saccharomycetes; Saccharomycetales; Saccharomycetaceae. The record is from RefSeq and is a predicted model, not a curated record. Bases 1 to 540 code for a protein of 179 amino acids. The transcript has a single exon.